Dichomitus squalens LYAD-421 SS1 is the source of this 624-nucleotide messenger RNA. RefSeq lists its product as uncharacterized. The transcript has a single exon. NCBI's taxonomy places the organism in Eukaryota, Fungi, Basidiomycota, Agaricomycetes, Polyporales, Polyporaceae. The record is from RefSeq and is a predicted model, not a curated record. The annotation marks the transcript as partial.
UUUGCCGAAAACUUCCGCCGCUACGCAUCGAAGUCCGGUUACGCCGACGUGGAGCUCAUCCGUCGCAUCGACAACCAGGUCGGAAAGAACUCACAGAUUCUGACAGUCAUGACGGCAAUGCGGCAGGUCAACCCAAUGCUGAUUCCGACGAAAUGGGAACACUACCUGGACUGGGUACUGAAGCUGGAAAUGGAAACUCGUGGAAAUCAGGCCAAGUCGUCUUCGCAGCAGCACACGACUAGUCGCCCCCCACGGGACCCCAAUGCCAUGGAUGUCGACGCAAUGCGCAAGCCGGAGAAGCUCUCCAAGGAACAACUCGAAUGGCUUGACAAGAAGCUCUGUUUCCGCUGUGGCAGGCACAAGUUUACAACUGGCCAGAAAUGUCGGAACCCUCAGUACACGGGCUACUACGAGCUCCCCGACAUGAAGAAGCAACCGGCCGCUCCGACCAAGGUACGCACAAUGGACACGGCCAAUGAAGACAAAUGGGAGUACAUCCGCAGGGCCCUCGAGGACUUUGAGACCAAGGGAAAAGGCAAGGGCAAGGCACCGGAAACUGAGACCGCCGCAUGCAUCGUCGAGGUCAAGGAAUCCGAGGAGGAUUUUCUGGAACGGGUACUUUGA